UCAGAGGAGGCUGUUACCGGGGAGAGGUCGUCUUGAUGUAGUACAUGCUGUCGGGGGCGUUACGUACAUGCCAGAGGACAGGUGGGGAACCACCAGGACAGGAGUACUGCAACAACACGUCACGACAUCAACUAUCUGUGCUAAUGGGCAACACGUGAGAGGAAGAAGGCUGCAGUAUGGUUGUGUGAAAGUUCAGAGACAUUUUCGGAUCAGCUUACAGGGUCAGCAUGGGUUGUGGAACGUCUCUGAAGAAAACAGCAACAUCUCCUAAUGAACGUUACAUCACUGGGCAACAACGCAUGUUGGUACAAAGGACAUGGCGUUAUCUGGCGGGAGAUAUGACAGGGAUUGGCAGUAAGGUCUUCAUCCGCAUCUUUGAGCUGUACCCUAACGCGAAGCAGCUGUUUCCAUGUCGCCACAAGGAAGGCAAGGAGUUGCUACAGGAUCCAAAUUUCAAAGGACACGCGUCACGUUUCAUGCAGGCCGUUGGUGCUGUCGUUGACAACAUGGAUGACCUUGACACGUCACUGUCUCCCCUGUUGGUUGGCUUGGGGCGCCAGCAUAUCAAUUUCAAUGGUUUUAUUCCGGAAAACUUCGACGCAUUUACCAAAUCAAUGACCUUGACCUGGGAGGAAGAGCUGAAGGGACAUUUCACGGAAGAGGUGAAGGACGCGUGGAAGGCUGUGUUCAACUUUAUAAUGAUCAAAUUAAAGGAAGGUUUUGCUUUGGCCAGUGAAGAGCGGGAUAGUCUUGUUCCAUAUGACAAACAUUGAAACUUAAUAUAUACUCAAAGGCAAAACAUAUUGUGACACAUACACACAGAGAAUCAGUGUGAAGCUUUUACUGUCGCUAAUGAAAUGUUAUUACAUAUGAAGACAAAUGUUUCCAGGUGUGGUAACGAAGAACAAUCCAUAAGAAAAGCGCACCUGGCAUAUGCAAAUGAGCCUUAACACUAGAGGGGCUUCACAAGCAUGUGUACACGAUCAGUAGUGUGUGUGUCCACCUUGUGCAUUCAUGCAGACCUGGCACCUUCGCCGUUGUAAACGUCGCUCCAUUAGAUCCCAAAAUUGGCCGUCGGGCAUGGCGUUUUGCGGUGGUCACAAGAGACAAAUGUACCCAUGUUAUGUGGUGAACACAAAAGUGAAUGUACCAAGGUGAUUUGGUGAACACAAACGUGUAUGUACCAAGGUAAUAUGGUGAACACAAGUGACAAAUGUACCAAGGAAGUAUGGCAAACACAAAUGACGAAUGUACCAAGGUACUAUGGCGAACACAAAUGAAGAGUAUACGUGAUA
Messenger RNA from Haliotis rubra (blacklip abalone), 1295 nucleotides. RefSeq names its product neuroglobin-like. Gene Ontology annotation, molecular function: heme binding; oxygen binding. The coding region runs from base 228 to 773 and encodes 181 amino acids. The record is from RefSeq and is a predicted model, not a curated record. NCBI's taxonomy places the organism in Eukaryota, Metazoa, Mollusca, Gastropoda, Lepetellida, Haliotidae. The transcript is spliced from 2 exons.